This is a messenger RNA of Caenorhabditis auriculariae, 3303 nucleotides long. NCBI's taxonomy places the organism in Eukaryota, Metazoa, Nematoda, Chromadorea, Rhabditida, Rhabditidae. The record is from the annotation of a GenBank genome assembly.
AUGUCCGCCGGUGGAACAUACACCAAGGGAGGGAAGGGUACAGUGCGCGGCGGAAAUGGAGGCGGAGCCAAGAAGAUGUGCACUUUUCGCAGAGGUGGGCCCUCUGGCUGGAUUUGGGAAACUGUCGUGAAUCUUGUUAACUUUAUUCAAAUUCCCAGCUUUUCAAAUGAUAUAAAAAGUUGAAUGUAGUAAGAAUUGAUAUAUCAAUUCAAAAAAUGAAUGAAUAUAGGAUUUCAGAGCUUUCAUAAUGGAGCACAAAACCAAGAAGUGGAUGUUUAGAACUUUUGAAAGGCAAUAUUUAAAUAAGAACUUUGAGCAGAUUUUUGAUAAAGAAGUUAUGAUGUAGGGACUUAAAGACUUUAACCGCCGAAAAUUCCUGAAAACCAAACAAAAACCGGCAAGCCAGACACUCGUUACACUUGAACACCAAAACUACUUCAGUAACGGUCAAACCUUCGAAAUGAGGCUGAUUACUCAAGGAAAGUAAUCAGCGCGCACUCUGUAGAACUGUCAUACUUACACUUUUACUUCAAAACACUUUGACUUUUGGACGGUUGGUAGUUUAUAAAAUUCUAAAAGUGUUACUUGAAAUCUUGACAAAAACCAGAAAGAAACUGGUAAAUGAGAAAGAGCGGAAAAAUUCAAAGAAUUGCAAUAAAUUUGAGACAUUGGUGAUAAGAACGCAAGAUGAAACAGUAAUGUGCCGUGUUUACGAACACUGCCACCCAACAAAGUUUUGUUUUGUUGGAAUAAGGGAACGAAGACGACGACUCAAUUGAUUUGGACGACUUCUUGACGUGCCACACGUUUUUCUGUCAAUUUUUUUCCUACCUGGGUCCCGGCCUCAAUUCACUCGAGAAACAUUUCAAGCAAUGCCAAGACCAGAAAAAAACGACCUUUCCUCUUUUCUCGGAAAGGCAAUGUUCGCAUUUUGGGAACAAUGAAUAAUUGAAGCAAAUAUAAUUGUGGCAACUAGUUUUGCAUAUUGAAAAUGAUUCCGAGCUUCCGAUGGAUCGCAAAAAAUCAUGAUUCUCCAUUUUCCACAUCCUGCCAUUAUCCCUUGGCAAAAUGAAAAGGUACCGUCCAAAUUUCAAGGACAUUUAUCUCAGAAAACAAGGGAUCAUUACUGUAUGUUCAUGGUGUCAUUCUAAUUUCACGAGCCCGCCCUUGAACUAAUUACCAGGUUCAUUUGACAACCUGAGCAAAAAGCGGUGCUAACUUUUUUUCCUCCUUUAGCCGUUAAAUGAGAAUUAGCGCGCGUUCUUGGUCAUGGUCAGAGGAAAUUAGGAGUUUUUCAGUUUUUGAGGUUUGAGAAAGAAUAAAACGAGUGAAUUUCGAAAAACAACCAAAAAAAGUUGAUUCAAUGGCUUUUUCAAAAAAAGUUCAAUUCGUCCGAAGAAUAAAAAAAACGUUCCUUUUAGUUUCAGUCGGUAUGGAUCUUGCCAUAGAAACACCUGUCUUCGGUUCGUUUAACCUUUGCCGAACAAUGCGAAAUUGCGUCUAGCCUUGUAUUUGUCAUUGCGCAUUGGGCAAUGACAGGGCUAUAAAUUGGACGAUUUCCUAGCUGUUGUAUCUUGAGGACAGUUCAAACAAAUAAUCUUUAUCCUUAAGGUUUUGAUGGGCUUUUUCGAUGGUACAGUUGAGGAUCAUUUGUACUAUUUCAGGAAAAAACUUCAAAAGAGUGCGGCUUCAAAGCUUUAACUUCUAGAGGUUGAAGAAACGUCCGACCUAAAACGACUUCAGCACGGAAGCAUCAAGAAUCAGUGAAGCCUAUAUCAAUCGCCAAACUACGACCACGACUGUUUUUCUCAGACGUCAACAUUCUUUCUGCAAGGAUUUCUUGAGUCUCAAGAAGAAACUGAACGGAAAACAAAAAGUAAACACAAAAAUUCAAAGCAGAAAUCAAAACAAAAAACCCUUGAAACGGUUCCAAACUUCGAUUGCUCAUAAGCGGAUCGCGUUUGACCCUAUUUCAGCUAUAUUUAUUUAUAGCGAGAAACGGCUUCCAGUACAUUUGACGGGUGUAGAAAAACACGAAUAAUGCGCAAACAAAUUGGUACAAGGAUGUUGGAACUCCGUGAAAACCACAUUUGGAGCGGAAAAAACGGUGUUUGCAUGGUUUUUCGUACUUUUAAGAUCAAAGUAACUCAAAGAAUAAUGAACAGUGAGAUAAUAAGUAAUAAAACAAACACGUAAACGAAUCUUUGGUUUUCAAGCUUUGUUACAGAAGAUUUCCAAAAACGAUAAAAAAAAUUCAAUUUUGAAGUUUUUGAGGGAUUUUUGACUUGCCAAGAUGUCUGAGCCGCUAGAAGGUCAAAUCAUUAUUUGACCAACUCCGAAUACUCUGAAGGGCGGCAUUUGCCAACGCAAAACAAUAUCAUCACGCAAUCAAGACAACUCAACGGCUACUGUUCUUUUCUUUCUUUUUAUUUUUUUUUCUGGAUUCUAUCAAUUUUUUUGUUUUGACAUUUAUUCAAAUUUUUAAUUGGACGAAGCUAGAAAUUAGCUUUUCUCGUUAUUUUUUUCAUAUUUGCGCUGAAAGCUUUUUGUCAGCCGUAAUUUUGAAAUUAUUCGAUUUUUUUAGUUUUGAUUUGGCGUCAUCUUAGUUUUAUCGGAUUUAUGAAAAAAAUAAUUUGAAGCAAUAAAUUAUGUAGGCGAAACAGAUCUUUUUUUGUUGUUGUUUUCAGGUUUAAUUCGGAAUUAUAACAAUUCGAGAAUGCACUCCUUUCUGCCCUUUUUCAGAGUAACGAAAAAUGUCAGGCUUUGAAUCGGUCGCUCCCAAUUUCCUACGAGAAGACAACGUCAGUGGCUCGGUUGAAGUCCUCCAAUUUUUAUUUAGAAGCGAAGGAUAUAGUUUUCACGUAAAUUUUUUUUUCAAAAUUGAUUCUGUUUUAAUUCACCGGUUCCAAGAGUUGAAUGAUUUAAAAUUCAAAUUUUGAUAGAGAUGAAGUUGAAAGCUUAAUCGUUUUUCUCAAAAUUCAAUUUCAGAUGAAAGCGUUGGAAAAGUCGCAGGGCGAAGACUUGAUGAAAGCGCAGUACACCGAAGCGGACAGAAUAAAGAUUAUGCAGCUCACGAGACUCCACCACCUUCCCUAUGAUGAUGACCAAGAGUGGGAGUUCCACGGCCUGUUGGACUCGACGCAUCCCGCCGCCUGGGAAUCAAUCGAACAGUACUUUCAACGAUGCGUUUUCGAAGACCUCAGCAACGACUUUCUCCCGCAGCUGACUGAUUUUGACGACGAAGUCGGACCAGGCGACGACGCUUUUGAGUUUUGGCUCCGUGACGCUGGCUACAGAAACUGA